This is a messenger RNA of Didymosphaeria variabile, 3420 nucleotides long. RefSeq lists its product as uncharacterized. Lineage: Eukaryota; Fungi; Ascomycota; Dothideomycetes; Pleosporales; Didymosphaeriaceae. Gene Ontology annotation, molecular function: polyubiquitin modification-dependent protein binding. Bases 1 to 3420 code for a protein of 1139 amino acids. The transcript is spliced from 2 exons. Gene Ontology annotation, biological process: proteasome-mediated ubiquitin-dependent protein catabolic process. Gene Ontology annotation, cellular component: proteasome regulatory particle, base subcomplex; cytosol; nucleus. The record is from RefSeq and is a predicted model, not a curated record.
AUGCAACCAGAGCCCUCAAACGCUUCCCAGAACACGCUGUCCCCCGAACUUUCUCCCCAACACCCCGCCAUCACCUCCCAGCAUGGCCUUCAGGAUCGCGACCGGCAGCUCUCCCUGCUUCCCCACUACAAUGGGGAACCGGGUGAGCCAGCGCUUUCGGGAACCGCAGCAGAGCACGCGUCGCGCGAGUCAAGUCGCGACUGCGACUCCGACGCCGCCCCUGGACUGAAACCCGCGAGCCCUCCUCCCAAGAACAGGAUCACGGACUAUGAGAACGCAUUAGUGCAGACACCCAGGAAACGUAAUCAAGGACCAGCAUUUGAGGUCAUCAAGUCCACCAGGAGACCGGACGAUAAAAGUUGUUCAAUUGCCAAGUUACCCAAUGAAGUAUUGACGCACGCUCUCUCUCAUUUGUCACCGCACGACCUUGCCGCAGUAUCUCUUGUCUCGAAGCGCUUCAAUGGCCUGGUCACGACGCCUCAUGCCUGGCGCGAAGCGUUCAGUCGCUACUUUCCUGGGCCUACAGCUCUUGUCGAUGAGGACGUGCGAUUAGCCAUGGAAGAGGCUGGCGACAGCUUCCGCUCCGAGAAACGCGCCUUCACGCGUCUCACUGCGCUAUCUUCGUGGCGUAGCGAAUAUAUACUACGGACCCGACUUCUGCGCUCGCUAGCCAAAGGUAAACCCGUCCAGGUAGAAUCUGCAACUGCUGCGCGCUCCGGACAAUCGCAGAACAACAGUCCCGUAAACAUUUACAACGCCUUCACGUAUACCACCGUCAAUCACCUGCACGCCACAUUCGGCACCGGUCUGAAUAAACGAAUCCCUCGCCUGAUACACGGAGCAGAUGAUGUGGGCAUGUGCACCAGCAGUGACCCAACCAUCACUAAGGUCGAUCCAUGGGGCCAGAGCGACCCCAACUUCUACUCUCAAUUCUCCGAACGCUUCCCUGGCGUUGCCGAAUGGGGUCUAGGGUCUGGUGAAGUGAUCGGCCGACCUAAUGUCAUGGACGUGUCCCAGCAAUAUGGCAUGCUAUACGGCCAGGGUUGUCCUGAAGGUUCUUGCUACUAUCGAGCUACAGACGAGCAGCGAGGUCGCUUCAUUGCCGAACCCACCGACUUCUCAAUGCCUGAAGCAGGUAUACCCAAGCUUGGUAUCGACGGCGGCGCCAUCUGCAGCGUUUGGAUUGCCAAAUCAGACGUCAUCCCCAAACUGACUGAUGGUUUGAUCGGUGUGCUUAUGGGUUCUGCAGCCGGUGUUGUAUCGGCAUGCAGCCUUGGCUCUGACGGGUUGCGCGGUACCCGUAUCCAACGCGGCGAACUUGCAGCUCGCUGGGUACUUAGCCCUGGAGUUCCUAUAAUUGCGAUCGCUGUCGACGAGAACUACUCUCAUCAGCGCCAGACCCAGAACCGGAUCUGGGCCGUAGCUCUCAAUGCUUUGGGUGAGCUGUUCUAUCUGACCAAGUUCCCUACCCGAAGCCAAGCUCCAAAGAACCAGUUCAAUGCGAACUAUCCUGAAUAUCUUGGCUGGCUUACUGGUCGGAGCGUCUACUGGAACCUCGUCGAGCCUAGUAGACGUACUGCGAGGCCUGACCCUUACAAAGAUGUGGAAAUGGACGGAAGCUACUCGCCAAGAAGCUCGUGGGACGGCAUGUGUUUGGGCAAAGAUCAGAUUUUGGCUGAGACCAGAGAGAUCCAACAGUUCAUCUCCAAGUUGCCAAAAGAGUUCCGCAAAACCUGCCUUGGGUGGGAUAUGCGUAGACGCCUUGAGGUCGACUUUGCAGGCGACGAUGGUAACUACGCUGGAGAAGCGAUGGUCAUUAUCGAAUGUGGGCUUGAGGAGGGUGAUAUCGCCAAGCUCACUAGAUUCACGCGCUGGAAGACUCGUGAAACCCCCAAGAGUAGUAUGCAAGGAACUUCGGGAGCCUCUCAACAAGCAUCUCAAAAUACCUCAUUGUUUGGCGGAUCUGGCGCCGCUACUCCUGAUCUUACACAGCAGCGCCUACCCCAUCGGCCGCGUAGUCAGUCAUACGCGUCUGACAACAGCUCUCCUGAGCGUGUCAAUCUUGUCGAGGAAUGGAGAACGUCAGAGCUGAGCCUCGGUGGCCUAAAGGUUGUAGAGAUCGCUACCAGUGCUAUCGAUAGCUCUAUCUUUGCUACCAUGACCCUAUCUGAAGAUCCCGCUUUUGGCUACUCAACUGCAUCAACAGCCUCUUCGCCUUACGCCUCGCCCAUGUCGGUGGCUAGUCGACCGGCAUCACCUUCAGACAUCCCGGGUCAACGUGCUCGCUUUGUUGCUGCAGGCACAAAGACGGGCGAAGUCCUUCUGUGGAAUUUACGCGCUCCUGUCUCACGCAGCGCCGAGUACCCGAACAACGUUCAUCCUGUCCGUAUCAUCUAUACACAGUCUCCCGAGAUCAGCUGCCUUGCUCUGACAGCACUGCAUAUUGUAGUCGGUGGUUACGAUGGACUUGUUCAAGCUUGGGAUCCUCUCGCCUCAGAUACCAAGCCUGUUCGUACACUGCAUUCUCGCCAUGCUAGUAAAGCUCGCAGACGCCUCCAGCAAGCCGAAGCUUCAAUACAGGGUGUCGGUGUGAACAUGUACGCAGCUGGUGCCAUCGUGCUCGACCCUGACCCAACAAUUCUGCGUGGAGCGGUCUCUCUGGGUAACCAGAUCCGCUACUGGAGCUAUAGCUCUUCGGCCGCCGAUCAAUACAAGAGCAGCAAGCGCCGUCUUCGCCGUUCCGAACGCGGAAGCAAUAACGCGGGCGAGCGUGUCAUAGGCACCACUCGCCUGAAUCUAAAGAACUAUAUCGAGAAUGAGAAACACGAGCUCGAGCGCGAGAAGAUGGAACGUCGCAAGCACGCAGAUCGCCUAGCCGGCCGCUUUGGCGUCGACCUUCUAGAUGACGAAGACGAGGCGCUGGCCUACGCCACGUUGCUCUCGCAAGAAGCCAUGCAGCAGGACGAAGCAAAGCGCCGGGAAAGCGAGAGCAGUUUCGCUGUUAGUAGCAACACUGUCACCCCGGAAUCCAGCGUCGCACACUCUACUAAUUCGCCCACCAUGGCCAUCGAUCCCGAGCUCGACGCCGACAUUGCCGAAGCCAUCCGUCUGUCUCUACAAGACAGUCCCACGUCUGGCAUCUAUGAAUCGGGGUCGCCUACUCCGGAUGAGGAAUGGGAUAUCCCCGUCAAGUACGCGAGGGGCAAGAAGAAAGGCAGCCCGACGCCGGCUGGCAGGGUGGGUGGAGCAUCAGGCUCAAGCAAGGCCGCUGAGAUGGAUGAUCUUGAGUUUGCGCUGCAGCUGAGCCUUGCAGAGGAGGCGAGCAGGAAGGAGGUGGAAACUGGUGACGAUGCGUUUCCGCCGCUGAGUCCAAGGGCUGGUGGUGGGAAGGGCAAGGGCAAGGGUAAGGCGACGUGGUGA